This is a messenger RNA of Misgurnus anguillicaudatus (oriental weatherfish), 2010 nucleotides long. The record is from RefSeq and is a predicted model, not a curated record. Lineage: Eukaryota; Metazoa; Chordata; Actinopteri; Cypriniformes; Cobitidae.
AUGGGUGGCAACCCUACCUGUUCAGUUUAUCAGAAGAGAUCAUAUUCAGAGUUCAGCUGUGUGUCUAUGAGGAGUGAUGUGUCUAUGCCUCAGCCAAUAAACUUUAAGAGUGAAAAGACAAGGCCAGCACACAGACGCAUCAUAACAGAACCCGACUGUAAGGGGAGGAAGAUUGAGCAAUUUGGGAAUAAACUACAAGACUUCAAUAAAAACAUGAGUCCUCGUUUCAGUCAUGAGUCUAAUCUUGCUGAAGUCCUGAACACAUUCAGAUCAAAUCUGAGGAAGAAGUUUGAGUGUUUGUAUGAGGUAACAUCAAAUAAGAGAAACCCAACACUACUGAAUGAGAUCUACACAGAGCUCUACAUCACAGAGAGUGAAAGUGGAGAGAUCAAUAAUGAACAUGAGGUGAGACAGAUUGAGACACAAUCCAGAAGAACAACAACAGAGGAGACACCAAUCAAAUGUAAUGACAUCUUUAAACCUUUAACUGAACAAAAGAAAUCCAUCAGAAGUGUGCUGACAAAGGGAGUCGCUGGCAUUGGAAAAACAGUCUCUGUACAGAAGUUCAUUCUGGACUGGGCUGAAGAGAAAGAGAAUCAGGACGUCCACCUCAUAUUUCCACUUCCUUUCAGAGAGAUCAAUUUGAUGAAGAACAAAACACUCAGUCUUUUAGAUCUUCUUCAUCAUUUCUUCCCACAAACAAAAGAAAUGAAAAUCUUCAGUGAUGAAUAUAAAGUGUUGUUCAUUUUUGAUGGUUUGGAUGAGUGUCGUCUGUCUCUGGAUUUUCACAGCAGUGUGAGAUUGUGUGAUGUACGUAAAUCAACCUCAGUGGACGUGAUGCUGACAAACCUCAUCAAGGGGAAUCUGUUUCCUUCUGCUCUCAUCUGGAUCACCUCCAGACCAGCAGCAGCUGAUCUCAUCCCCUCUGAGUGUGUUGAUCGAGUCACAGAGGUACGAGGAUUCACUGAUCCACAGAAGGAGGAAUACUUCAGGAAGAGAAUCAGAAAAAAGAGACUGGCCAGGAGAAUCAUCUCACACCUGAAGUCAUCCAGGAGUCUCUACAUCAUGUGUCACAUCCCAGUCUUCUGCUGGAUUUCAGUCACUGUUCUAGAGAGAAUGUUGAGUGAAGCAGAGAGAAGAGAGAUCCCCAAGACUCUCACUCAAAUGUACACACACUUCCUGAUCAUUCAGACAAACAUCAAACAUCAGAAGGACUAUGAGAAGAAAGAUGAAGACAUGAUCUUCAAACUGGGGAAACUGGCUUUUGAGCAGCUUGUGAAAGGCAAUCUGAUCUUCUAUGAUGAAGACCUGAGAGAGUGUGGCAUUGAUGUAGCAGAAGCAUCAGUGUACUCAGGAUUGUGUACUCAGAUCUUCAGAGAGGAGUUUGGUUUGUAUCAGGGGAAAGUUUACUGCUUUGUUCAUCUCAGCAUCCAGGAACAUCUAGCUGCUCUUUAUGCUCACAUCUCAUUCACAAUCAACAAAAUAAAUUUGUUUAAAUCAGUUUGGUUUUCUAUAAAUUCAGAACAGGAUUCAUUAUCUGAGUUCCAACAGCGAGCUGUAAAUGAAACUUUAAAGACUAAGAAUGGACAUCUGGAUCUUUUCCUGCGUUUUCUUCUGGGUCUUUCACUGGAGUCCAAUCAGAUUCUCUUACAGGAUCUACAGACACAGAUGAGAAGAUGCUCCUACAAGAAAGAGGAAACUGUUGAGUACAUUAAAGAGAAGAUGAAUGAGAAUCUGUCUACAGAGAAAUCCAUCAAUCUGAUUCACUGUCUGAAUGAACUGGGUGAUGAUUCACUGGUGAAGGAGAUUCAAUAUUAUGUGAGAUCUUCAUCAGUAGGAAAGACCAAACUCUCCUCUUCACAGUGGGCAGCUUUAGUUUUUGUGUUGUUGAUGUCUGAGAAGCAUUUGGAUGAACUUGAUCUAAAACCAUUUAUUGGAGAUGCAAAUACAUUAGAUGAAGUUUUUGUGAGACUGCAGCCUGUGAUUAAAGAAACCAAAAAACUCAAGUAA